AACGUAUAAAAACCCUUUUAAAAUUAUUGCGUGAACCAUUGCUAUUCUUCGCCUGACAACAUUAUGAUUUGGAGGGUAGUACUAUUGCUUACUUUAACGGCAUGUGUAUUAACGGACGAGCACGCUCGCUCCGAGCAGCGUGUGGUCCGGCACUUUGGGCCUGAGCACCAAGGACACCACGGCGAACUCGCGCACAUUGGUGAGAAUGGCCCGGAACAUCAUGAUAAAUACGCAUCGUCAUUCCCAUCGUAUGAAUUCGCAUACAAAGUGAACGACCCGCACACGAAGGACUACAAGGGACACAUUGAAAAGAGACAUGGAGACGAAGUUGUGGGCGAGUACUGGCUGCGACAGCCUGAUGGUCUCAAGCGCAUCGUCAAAUAUCGCGUCGAUAAGAAAAAUGGUUUUCAAGCUCAUGUACGUUACGAACCAUAUCACGACGGUCAUCAUAGCCCAGCCCCCAAGCCUGUCGUUGAACAAGUUGAAGAACCCAAACCAGAAAAAUCUAGGCCACGGCAUGACGAACGUAAGAAAAAUGUGGUAGAAGUUCGCCAUCAUGUUCACCAUCCGCCGCCGAAGCACCAGCAUGAUGAAGAACAUAAACCUGUCCACCAUAAAAAACCAAUUCACCAUGUUCAUGUGGAACAUAAAAUUGUUCAUCAUAAGCAUAAGGAACAUGAACCUCCUCAAGUUGAAGAAAAUAAACCCGAAAAAUCUGAACCAGAAGAACAUAAACCAGAAGAAAGUAGACCAAGACACGAUGAACACAAAAGCGUGAUAGAAAACCGCCAGCGCACUUACCGUCUGCCGUUAAAGUCCCAGCGCGAAAAACCAAUUCCACGUAUUCCAAUGCAACAUAAACCUGUUCAUCAUGAUAGGGUACAUGAGCCUGAUCAUGUUAAAGAACGUGAACCAGAAGAAGAAAAUGACGAAGAAAGAGAAGACGUCCAUCACGAUGAUCAGUACACAAAUAGGCAUCAUAAUGACGACAAUUUGCCACUGUUUAAAUUGGACCCUGCGCGUCAUUAUCUUGAGAAUUAUCAUGCCAAGCCUCAUCAUCAUGCACAUCAAGACAACAGGCCUCAUCAUCGUGUACACCAAGAUGACAGGCCUCGUCAUCGUGUGCACCAUCAUGACAGGCCACAUCAUCGUGUGCACCAACAUGACAGGCCUGAUCAUUUGGAGCAAUGGCAGCAAUAUGUUGUACACAAAGCUGGACGUAUUACCGAUUUAUGGAAAAACGAAGCUCGUCGCCGAGAAGACGAACACCAUAAAUUGCCCCACGUGCCUCUGUACCGGCAUUACGAACCCUACUAUGGCCACCACCAACGCUACUACAGGAGCAACGGGAAGUCCAAGAAGAACGAAUAGGCUAUUUGCCAUCUGCAAUACUUAUUUUUGGAACGUAUAGAAGCAAAACUAUUUGGCGACCAAAGUGUGAUCCAAAAUUUUACAACUGCACUUUAGUACUUGUUGUAGUGUAAUUAAACUUGAACCAGACAAAUUUUAAAUCAAUUUUAUUUUACUUUAUUUAUUUUACAUGGCAAUUUAUUUAUUUCCUU
Molecule: messenger RNA, 1562 nt
Organism: Hyposmocoma kahamanoa
Lineage: Eukaryota; Metazoa; Arthropoda; Insecta; Lepidoptera; Cosmopterigidae
Product: histidine-rich glycoprotein-like
Exons: 4
Coding region: 64-1371 (435 amino acids)
Cellular component (GO): extracellular matrix
Source: RefSeq, a predicted model, not a curated record